Molecule: messenger RNA, 6782 nt
Organism: Paramisgurnus dabryanus
Lineage: Eukaryota; Metazoa; Chordata; Actinopteri; Cypriniformes; Cobitidae
Gene: fmnl1b
Product: formin-like 1b
Biological process (GO): cortical actin cytoskeleton organization; cell migration; regulation of cell shape
Cellular component (GO): cytosol
Molecular function (GO): small GTPase binding; actin filament binding
Source: RefSeq, a predicted model, not a curated record
UAUAGUCAUAGUUUUUUGUCAUAUUCUAUUACAGAAGUAUCCAGGAACAACUUUGUGACUCCAAACUUUUGAAUGCUAGUUCAUAUAAAACAGAUCCUCAAAGGGAAAGUAAACUAACAUCAUUCAGCUGAUUCCUCUGAUGCGGCUGUUACAUAUCCUGUGGUUACUAUUGGUUACCAUUUGUCUUGCAAAUUAACUCUAACCCUAACAAAAAAAAAGGCAUCUCCAUAGUAAAACAACAGGCGCCUGAUCAUUCCUGACUUUCAAUCUGACGUGUUUCAUGCAUAAUUGCUUUGGCCACUAUUUGCAUCGCCCCUUUGACUAAAUACACAAAGCAUCCACGAUUUACAAAGUUUUUCUGUGACUUCAGAAAUGAAGUUCAAUAUGAGUCCAUGUGUGCCGUGUUGUGUGAUCGCCUCCAGCAUCAUAGCAACCGACAGGUAACACGAGACGACGGUUGUAGGUGGAUAUACGAGUAAGGGACAAGCGUUCAUAUGACAUACACACAGACAGAUGAUAAGUGUACUAGUACAGCACUAGGACCCAGAAGUCCUUUACUCUUAAGUCCUCCUCUCCUUACAGAUCAUUCAUUUCUCUCCUCCCAACCUGAAUCACUCACUCCAGGAUGUAGCCCGCAGAUGUCGCAGAAGCAGUCUGAGAAGAUCAAGUGCUGGAGUAUGAGAAUAACAGCAAACAUCUAAAUGCUGGACAACAUCAUCAGAUCUCUCAUUUAGGGACCCUUGGCUUUACAAAAACUUUUCAUCAUUGUCAUCGUUUAAAAAAGCAAGAAAUUUAACUUGGAUAUGCACUGGACAUCUACAGGACAAAACCUAAAUUCUCAUUGAUUUGAUCUCACCGUUAACCCUUUCGCCAAGUUGAAGUUUUCCGAAUCAGUCAGUAUGUGAACGGCCCCAGACACAGAGCUUCACUGAGCAAGACCUUACCAUUUUCUGGACUGUAUAUGUUUACAUGCGUGUGUAACUUGGGAAUACCGCUAUGGGGAACGCGGCAGGUAGUUUGGAGAUGUCCCCCGGACGGGAUGUUAAACGACCUUUGAGCACUUAUGGGACGAAACAGCCACCGGCCCCUAAACUCCCCGUCCCACCUGAGGAGGAAUUAGAAGAGAGGUUCAGCAUUGUUUUGAACUCUAUGAAUCUUCCACCCGAUAAAGUGAAACUGCUCUGUCAAUACGACAAUGAGAAGAAAUGGGAAUUAGUUUGUGAUCAGGAACGGUUUCAGGUGAAGAAUCCUCCAUCUGCUUACAUUCAGAAACUGAAAGCUGUAUUAGACCAGGGUGGAGGCAGAAAGUUUAAGAGGCGGGUGCAGGAGUCCACACAGGUUCUGAGAGAGUUAGAGAUCUCCCUGCGCACCAAUCACAUCGGAUGGGCUCAGGAGUUUUUAAAUGAAGAAAAUAAGGGCUUAGACGUGCUGGUAGAUUUCCUCUCUUUUGCUCAACGUGCAGUCACAUAUGACAUGGACAGCUCUGAAAGUGGAAGUUUUGAUGAGAAAUCAGUGGAAGAUCUGACUGCGAGUGCAACAAACUCCCCUACCCACAAUUCCCCGCGCUCAGGACGCCCCUUCACUUCAAGGAAAGCUCUGCGUUACUCUCGUCUGCUCAGUCAGAAGAAUCAUCUUCAUCUGUGCAUCAUGUGUCUGCGUGCCAUCAUGAAUUAUCAGUUAGGGUUUAAUCAGGUGAUGGCUCAUCCCAGCUGUGUCAAUGAAAUCACUCUCAGUCUCAACAACAAGAGUGCCAGGACUAAAGCUCUGGUUCUGGAGCUUCUUGCAGCUGUGUGUCUGGUUCGAGGAGGACACGAAAUGAUUAUUGCAGCCUUUAAUAAUUUUAAAGUGGCGUGUGGAGAAAAGACUCGAUUUGAAAAACUGAUGGAUUAUUUAAAAAAUGAAGAAAGCAACAUUGAUUUUAUGGUGGCAUGUAUGCAGUUUAUCAACAUCAUAGUUCACUCUGUAGACAACAUGAACUUCAGGGUGUAUUUACAGUAUGAGUUUACACAACUAGGAUUAGACGGUUGUCUGGAGAGGUUAAAUGCUACUGAAAGCGAGAGAUUACAGCUACAAAUUCAAGCAUAUCUUGAUAAUUUGUUCGAUAUUGGAGCGAUGUUAGAAGACGUAGAGGCCAAAAACACAAUAAUGGAACAUUUAGAAGAGAUGCAGGAGGAAAACACACAGUUAAAUUUAAGACUACAAGAGUGUGAAAAUGAAGCAGAGAAGAAGAUAUCUGAACUUGAGAAACAACUCAUACAGAGCGCCAAAGAAGUCGAACUUCUAAAGGAAAGUUUGAAGGGAGCGUGCACUCAGAUCUCCCAGCUCCAGCAAAGAGAGAAAGAAAGAGAGAUAGAGAUUGAGAAAGAAAAGGAGAGAGAGCGAGAAAGACAAAGCUCUGCCAAAACUUUGACUGAACUGGAGAACAUGGUUCAGAUUCUCGUGGAUCGAGGUCUGAUCCGCAUGGAGAGAUCAGACUCCGGCUCUCUGGAUUUACAAAUCAUAGCUGCCACAAACACUACUGAUAAGACUACUACAGAAAAUAAGUCCUCACCUCAAGCUCCGCCUCCAGCCCCCCCUCCUCCGCCUCCUCUUCCUCCACCCCCUAUGAGUACUGCUCCGCCCUCCUCACCGUUACCUGGAAGGGCAAGUACAGUACUGACAGGCGUUAAAGGUAAGAAGCCAAUCCACACCAAGUAUCGUAUGCCUCUGCUGAACUGGCAGGCUUUAAUGGCAGAACAGGUGGCGGGUACCGUCUUCACUGAACUGGAUGAUGAAAGUGUUCUCGGGGAACUGAACAUGGAAGUUUUUGAGGAGAUGUUUAAGACCAAAGCUCAGUCCGCCCCUGUUGAUGUUGGAACUAUAAAGAUAAAAGUGGCACAAAAAGCAUCGAGUAAAAUCUCAAUACUGGAGCCCAACAGGGCCAAAAAUCUUGCCAUCACACUGCGGAGAGGAGGCAUGAGCGGCACUCAGAUCUGUGAUGCAAUUAAAACGUGUAAUCUUAAUUUGUUAAACUCAGAUUUUCUGGAGCAGUUGGAGCGUUUCAUCCCAUCUGAUUAUGAGUUGAAGAUGAUUCAGAAUUUUGAACGUGAGGGACGGCCACUGGCGGAGCUGUCGGAGGAAGACAGAUUCAUGGUGGCUUUUAAUAAAAUCCCACGUCUCUCACAGAGAAUCAGCACUUUGACAUUCAUGGGCAAUUUCAGCGAGAGCAUCCAACUUCUGCAGCCGCAAUUAAAUGCAAUAAUCGCUGCGUCAAUGUCAAUCAAGUCCUCCAGCAAACUCAAGAAGAUUUUGGAGAUCAUCCUUGCAUUUGGGAAUUAUAUGAACAGUGGGAAACGAGGCUCGGCCUAUGGGUUUCGACUCCAAAGUCUUGACCUGCUUCUGGACACAAAAUCCACUGAUCGAAAACAGACGCUACUUCACUUCAUCGUCGGCAUCAUACAAGAGAAAUAUCCACAUCUCCAAAACUUUCACACUGAGCUACAGUUUCUGGAUAAAGCUGCACUGGUGUCUCUGGAAAGCAUCGUAGCAGACGUGCGCUCCCUUGAGAAGGGAAUGGAGAUGGUCCGAAAAGAGUUCAACCAACAGAAAGACAAUGUUGUCCUCACAGACUUCCUGACGAAAAACAGCGACCUGCUGGACAGUGUGGUCCAAGACGGCAAAACUUCACAGGAAGUCUAUCACUCAGUUGUUGAAUAUUUCGGAGAGAAUCCCAAAACCACACCUCCUUCCGCCUUCUUCCCAGUUUUUGCAAGGUUCAUCAAAGCCUAUAAGCUGGCCGAGCAAGAAAACAUGCAGCGAAAGAAAAACAUCUCAGAAAAUGACCACAGUACAGACUUACCCAAAUCUGACCAUCCUAUCAGCAUAUCUAUGAAUCAUAAGCAGGUGCCCAUGUUGCCACGGUUACCACAGAUGGAUCUGAUCUCAGAGCUGAAACGCAGGCAGAUGUCACCGCUUCUGCGAGAGGGCAAAGAUGGAGCCAUUGAGGACAUCAUCACAGCUCUGAAUGUUGUGCCGUUUGUGGCGCGCUCAGGGAAACGCUCUUCUCGUCUGCUCUGUGAUUCUACCUUCAGCGAAGCGACUUCUGUAUAACUUUCUCUUUAUCUGUCGCUGAAGAUUUGAGAAAUCAGCCAUAUAUCAGAGCAGACGGAGCCAGACGAAGCGCCAAAUGGAAACCGGCUCAGCAUCUUACCGUGUCCUCGGAUAUCUCCCUGUGAACUCCAGAAAGAAUAAUGAAGCCAAAAACAGUUUACAAUUAUUUCAACUUUCAUAUUUAAGUAAACUCUAAAUUAAGAACAGUUUCUUAUUUAUGUAAAAUUUUGCAGUUUGUAGGGAUGUGCCAGGAUUAAGGCUGCAUAACGAUUAAUCGCAACUAAUUGUUUACAGAAUAAAAGCUUUUGUUUACAUCAUAUAUGUGUGUGUACUCUGUAUAAUAAUUCUGUAUAUAUAAUAAAUACACACACAUGCAUGUAUACGUUUAAGAAAUAUUUACAUGUGCAUAUAUAUUUUUUUAUGUUUAUAUAUAAUUUUUAUUAUAUAUAAAUAUGAAUAGUUAAUAUAUACUUUUUUUCUUAAAAUUAUCCAUGCAUGUGUAUUUAUUUUUACAUAAUUAUUAUGCACAGUACACACACACAUAUAUAUGAUGUCAACAAAAACCAUUUUUUUUCAAACGAUUAGUUGCGAUUAAUUGUUAUGCAGCCUUAGUCAGGAUAUGUUGAGGUCCCCAUAUUUAAAUAAAUAUUUACAUUUAUUUUGAAGGAUUUAGCAGAUUCUUUAUUGCAGAAUCUAAAUUGACAGUAUAUUAACAUUGUGAUUCUGAGAUUAAAACCAUGACCUUUGCGUUGCUAACGUAAUGCUCUACUAAGUGAGCUAAAUAAAUUUUGUACAAUGGAAACCUAGUUUUAGAUAUAAAUUAUUUUUUAUUACUUCCAUGACAAUUAAGAAAUUGUAAUGUUUGUUUAAAUUACUUUUUAUUUAUUUCCUUUUAAUUUUGGAGGUUAAUAUGACCCAAACUUGUUCUGUGAAAUUUAUCUUUAUAAUCAUCAACCACAUUUUAGAAAAUCUUAGAAAUCGAUGUAUUCUUAAAAUGCUUCUGGUAAAUGUAUAUGAGCUGGCUUUGUCUAUAUGUAUAUGAUGUUUUUGUUUCAUAUAAAUCCAUGUUUUGUUCUAAAUAAAUUUGGCAACAUAAAGGUUUUAUACUGGAUGACAGUGGCGGUUCACAAAUAAAAAUCUAUAAAUGGAGGACAAAUAGCAUGGAAGACAUUUGUAUAAGAUACUCACUUUAAUAAUCACAAAACAUCACGAGAACAUUCAAAACCAACAGUCUCUUGUACAUACAGAACCAGACGAGGUUUGAUCGACAUUAAUACAACUUUUGCAUUAUAACAUUUUCAUAUAGAUAUAUUUCUAUUGGUCAACAUUGCAUUCACACCUUUAUUGUUAUCGUUUGAUCACAAGAAUUCGUCUAUAGAUAUUUACAUUCGUAUCAGUUGCAGUAAUGAAAAGCGUUUCGGUUUAAUCGAGGUUUGGAAUGGUUGAAUGGUUUGUUAUAGAUUUGAGACAACAGUGAAAAGGAUCUGAUGUGACCCAUCUACUUACAUAGGACUCUAUUUAUUUAAAAACUCUUUAAAUACAGAAAUCCAUCCAUCUUACACAUGUAAACAAAACAUACAGAGAGAAGAUUCUGCAUGCAGACUUUAAGAUUUCUACAUGCAGUUCAGAACUCUCGCAAGUAUUUAGAUAAAAUAAAAAAAGAUUACAAAAAAUACCCUAAAUAAACAUGAUACAGAUUAUAUACAGCUACACAGUUACACUGUUGUUUGUUUUGUACAUAUAUUCUGGACAUUUAGCAGUAUGUUAACACAUCAUACAAUGCUCAGAGUUUAUUUUUUAGUUCAAUAAAAUCUUUAAUACAAUAAAUGAGAAAAUGAGGUAUGUACCAGGCUUCUGAUGGACACAACCACCAAACUAUAGCAUAAACCUUUAUAUAAUAUACAGUAUACACAUAACCUCCUUCUCUUAAAGUGAGGAAAACAAUGGCAGUGGAGCCGUUGUAUAUAAACCCUUGGUUUCAUUCACCUUCAGCUGGUCUUUCAUUAUAGCGCUAAUAUGUUCGGUCCAGUGACACAAAGUGCUUCACAUGUAUGUAUAGUAAAAUGUGUUUUUAAUGUAAAUUCACUCUCACAUAUCAGAUUGCACAGCGGGAAUUUCAUUGGAUGCAUAUCAGAUCUUGGGCAUUGCAAGAAUUUACAUGAAUUAUGGACUUUUAGAUACAGUUAAUCUUUUUUUUAGUAUAAAAAUACAAAAGCUAAUCUCGUAUAAAAAUCUAGCUUAUACUUGAUAAAUUAAUUGGUUCAUUUUUGCUAACCGUGUAUAGUCAAUAGUGUUUCCUUUACUCUUAAAAAUAAAGGUGCUUGAAAGAUUUUUCACAGCGAUGCAUUUACGCUUUUAUCCAAAGCGACUUACAGUGUAUUACAAGCUAUACAUUUAUUUAUUUAUUUUAAUUCAGUAUGUGUGUUUUCUGGGUUCGAAUUAAUGAUCUUUUUUGCUGCUAAUGCAAUGCUCUACCACUAAGCUAUACAAGAACUCGAUGUCAUAGAAGAACCAUUUUGGUUCCUCAAAGAACCAUUCAGUGAAAGGUACUCAUUUCAUACCAUUAGUGACCCUGGACCAUAAAAUAAGAGUUAAUUAAAAAAAAUUUAGAUUUAUACAUCGAAUAAAUUAGCUUUCUAUUGAUGUAUGGUUUGGAUAGGACAAUAUUUGGCCGAGAUACAACUAUUCAAAAA